GUAUUUGGAGCUGUCUUAUCAUGUUCUCUGCGUGUGAGUGAACUGUUUUAUGGAACUGGGGAGUCUUUUCUCUUCUCUUUCCAUCCAGAGUUUCAGGUAUUCCCAUGGACUGGAGAGAAUAAUUUCUUUGUUAAAGGAAAUAAUGAAUCCCUUGUUGUUGGUGGUGGAGAUGGUAACUUUGGUCUGUGGUUAGAUGGUGACCUGUACCAAGGAAGGACACAGCCUUGUAAGACUUUCGAUAAUCCUCAGCUCACAGACACUGAAGACUUCAUUAUCAAGACAGUUGAAUGUUGGUGCUUUGAGUGAGGAAGGAAAGAGAAGUUUGAUGGGUUUUUAAUGAUGUGAAAUCACUUGCCUGGUAUUGCCUCUUGUGGCAUCUUUGCAGCAAGACUAGUGCAAGGCCAUCCCUCCGGUGUUGGCAAAGCCUUACCUUUAGGUGGGGAUUGCAUUGUGGCUCUUCACUUAGUGUCUGGAGAGGUGGAAAUCCCUGUUAAAUGUAUUUUGACCAAAGGGAAAUGAGUAAUCACAGAGUGGAAAUGUGUGAAAAAGUCCUUUAUUUCUCUUUUGUAUGUACUUUUGAGUUGCCUUCAGUAGAUUGAAGAUUCUUGCAUUUUGUUUUCCUUGCCCUUAUUUUGCUUUGGAUGGAUCCAUAUAUCAUUCCAUAUUUGUAAUUUCUUAUUGGUAUUGUACAUAUUGCUUUUAUUGUUUUAAAUAGUUUACAUCAAUUUGCCUCUAUUGUACUAUUUUUAUGUGUAUUUUUAAAUUCAGUGAGUAAGGGGAAACCUUUAAAUAUUAUGUACAUUUUUUUAUUUAUGGAGUUCUAGUAUUUUACAAUGUCGUUAUUGAGAAUCUCGUAUUAUUCAAGCAUCUUAUGGAGGAUUUUAAGGGUAACUUUUUGUUUUUUUUGUUUUUGUUUUCUUUGUUUUGUUUUGUGUAUUGCAUGGGAAAGUAUUUUCAUUUAAAAUUUUAUAUCUUUUUACAUCGAAAGGAAGCAGUGCACUAUGAAUAAAAUUGAAGGAAGCAUAAAUAUACUCAAUAGUAUUUUUGAUAGUGUUAGAAGUGGCUGCUCCUGUGAAAUUAGUUUUUUGAUGUUUAGUGAUUGAUAUGGUAGGUCCACAAACCAAACUCCCAAUUAUUGUGUUGACUUUUUACCCUCUUGAGUAUCAUGUAUGAUUACUCAUCUUACCAUUAUUGUUUGUUUAUUUUCUCUUCUGGUUAAUUCAUAUAAAAAAUACACAUUGAUAAAGAUUGGAAAUAUUCCAGUACAGAGGGUAUCCAUGAAGAUACUCUCUUUGGAAAUUUUGGGAGUUAAACUUUGAUGCUGAUUAUGAACUGUUUUUGGACCACAUACCUGUGGUGUGAUGGUGCCAGCUAAUUUAAGCCUUAGAUAGUGCUUUACAAAGGCAGGUGUUAGGAAGGUACAGCCUUCUAGAAUCCCUAUGUUGAUGGUUUAUCUUUACCAGCUGAUACAAUACAUAUGAUGCCUUGUCAUCUUGGAUUACCAACAACUUGCACUCAGUAAUCAACCAGUAAUGCAAUCAGUAAAUGUAUGUGUGCAUGGUGAUUUUGUGUGUAUAUGCAGUUAUACUCAAAUACUCCUGGAUGCAUAAGAUAAAAUUUAUGAAAUCUUGGUGGUUUUCACCUGUCAUUUUCUGCAUUCAGUGUGAUAAGAGGAGAUGUCUCCCAUUAUUGAAGAGCACAUUCAUUCAAGGACAGCAGUAAUCUAAAGUGAUUGAUGCAUUGAAAAUCUAUAAUUUUUACUGUCAAUCCUGCAGAAAUAAACCCUCAGAGAUUAUUUCAUUGUUCCUGAGUUGGAUGCUAAUGAAGCUAAUGUAAUCACCUGGUUAAUAUAUUUAUAAUCACACUGAGGGCUGUAGUUGAGAAUGUAGGGUGUUGGUGGUCCAGUAGGAGUUAGCAGACAAGAAUAUUUGGAUAACAGAUGGUGGUGUACACUUGACACUACAAUUUUUUCCCCUGAAAGCCAGGGUAGAGUAGUUCUGGACUAUGGCCCUUAUAGUCACACAUACAUGCACACACAGUUACAUUCACACCCACAUGCACUCCCACAAAUACCCCCCCCCCCCCACACACAUACAUACAUACAUACAUACAUACAUACAUACAUACAUACAUACAUACAUACAUACAUACAUACAUACAUACAUACAUACAUACAUACAUACAUACUUACACAUCCUCACUCAUACACAAACAUCCAUACAUUAAUACAUGCAGCACACAGAGCACAUGCACAUAUAAUCACUUAAUCACUCAUACAUGCAAGUGUAGUAGAUACCAGGAUCUAAACAUAGACCUCAUUCUGCUCCACAUUGAACAGCCAAGAGAGAAUGGAUUGUUUUGGACGUACUAGUCAUGACCUUCAGGAUUGGCAAGCCUUCCCUGGUGGCACUGAAUAUGUGUACUUCAGCCUAGCUCAAAGCAGUCCCAUCCUUAGUUAUGCAUUUUUUCUGUUAUUAUUGCCAUAAUUGUUAUUGUAUUUUUCUAAUACAUUUCAUAGUUCAUUAUUCAAACUUUUAAAAUGUGAAGAGAUGUUCUUUUUCUUUAACCCGUUUUGUGAAGUUGGUUAUAAAAGCCAUUAUUCAUAGUUGAAUAUGUGUGUGUACACAGGACUACUGUAUAUCUGUUGAUUUUGAUGUACUUUGUCUUUCUUGCAUAUUGGUUACUUUUUCCUUCUUGUUAUGAGUGGUUUUACUUUUGUUCUAACUUACUUGUAUUACCCAAGCAAGAUUUCUGUUACUUUUUUCUUUGCUUUUGGCCUAGACUUGCUUGUUGAGUACUUAACAUUGGUUAACAAGCUAUGAAUAUUUAGAAUUAAGGAAAGAGAUAGAGAAGUAUAUUGAAUCAGACAAAAAGAUGUUAGUUAUUGAUAUAUAAAGUCUAGAAUAAUAAAUGUUCUAUUUUGGUAGAUUCAUUGUUCCUGUGAAUAUACCGUGUAAUUAGUAUGAUGUGCUGUAAUUGUGUAAGCAGAUGAUAUUGCUGUGUGUGGCAAGACCAGCAAUUUUCAGCUAUUUAUUCUUUCAAUAAAGCUCAAAAUGUAAACUGUAUGAUUAAUUGUUGAAAAGGUAAAAGAAAGCAAAAAAAAUAUAUAUAUUA
This is a messenger RNA of Penaeus chinensis, 3114 nucleotides long. It is a transcript of the gene mtd, whose product is annotated as TLD domain-containing protein 2-like. Gene Ontology annotation, cellular component: nucleus. Gene Ontology annotation, biological process: response to oxidative stress. The record is from RefSeq and is a predicted model, not a curated record. Lineage: Eukaryota; Metazoa; Arthropoda; Malacostraca; Decapoda; Penaeidae.